ACCCUCCGUUGCGGAGCACCUGCGACCCAGCGGCCCGCCCCUCAGGGCGCCCCUCCCCGCCUAGCAGCUCGCUUGCCCGCUCUGUCCCGGGCCCAUGGCGGCGGCUGAGCUGUACGCGCAGUACAACAGGGUCUGGAUUCCCGAUCCCAAGGAGGUCUGGCAGUCAGCAGAGAUAGCGCAGGAGUACAGCACGGGGGACAAGGUCCUGCAUCUGCGGCUGGAGGAUGGCACGGAGCUGGACUACCCCUCUGAGCCAGGCCCGCUGCCGCCGCUCCGCAACCCCGACAUCCUGGUGGGUGAGAAUGACCUCACGGCGCUCAGCUACCUGCACGAGCCAGCCGUGCUACACAACCUGCGCGUGCGCUUCGCGGAGGCCCGGCUCAUCUACACCUACAGCGGCAUCAUCCUGGUGGCCAUGAAUCCCUACAAGCAGCUGCCGAUCUAUGGGGACGCCAUCAUCCACGCCUACAGCGGGCAGAACAUGGGCGACAUGGACCCGCACAUCUUUGCUGUGGCCGAGGAGGCCUACAAGCAGAUGGCCAGAAACAACAGAAACCAAUCGGUCAUUGUCAGCGGGGAGUCCGGGGCCGGCAAGACCGUGUCCGCCCGCUACGCCAUGCGCUACUUCGCCACCGUCAGCAGGUCCAGCAGCGACGCCCAGGUGGAAGACAGGGUCCUGGCGUCCAACCCCAUCACAGAGGCUAUUGGGAAUGCCAAGACCACCCGCAAUGACAACAGCAGUCGGUUUGGAAAAUACACAGAAAUCAGCUUCAAUGAGAGAAAUCAGAUUAUAGGAGCCAACAUGAGGACAUAUUUGCUGGAGAAAUCCAGAGUUGUCUUUCAAUCGGAAAAUGAACGGAAUUACCACAUUUUCUAUCAGCUGUGUGCGUCUGGCCAGCGGUCGGAGUUUAGACAUCUGAAACUGGGUCGCGCGGAAGAGUUCCAUUACACGAACAUGGGUGGCAACGCUGUCAUCGAGGGUGUGGACGACAGGGUGGACUUGGUGGAGACUCAGAAGACCUUCAAACUGCUGGGCUUCCGGGAGGACUUCCAGCUGGAUGUGUUCACGGUCCUGGCCGCCAUCCUGCACCUGGGCAACGUGCAGGUUACCGCAGCAGGCACUGAGAGAUCCUCUGUCAGGGAGGAUGAUGGUCACCUGCAGGUGUUCUGUGAGCUCCUGGGUCUGCAGUGUGGCCAGGUUGCCCAGUGGCUGUGCCACCGAAAAAUCAUCACCAGCUCGGAGACAGUGGUGAAACCCAUGACCAGGCCGCAGGCCAUCAACGCCAGGGACGCACUGGCCAAGAAGAUCUACGCGCACCUGUUUGACUUUGUCGUGGACAGGAUUAACGGAGCGCUGGGCUUCUCGGGCAGGAGGCACUCGUUCAUUGGGGUCCUGGACAUUUACGGUUUUGAAACCUUUGAUGUGAACAGCUUUGAACAGUUCUGCAUCAAUUAUGCCAAUGAGAAGCUGCAGCAACAGUUCAACCUGCAUGUCUUCAAGCUGGAGCAGGAGGAGUACAUGAAGGAGGACGUCCCCUGGACGCUGAUCGACUUCUACGACAACCGGCCCGUCAUCGACUUGAUUGAAGCCAAGAUGGGCAUUUUGGAGCUGCUGGACGAAGAGUGCUUGUUACCACAUGGAACUGACGAGAACUGGCUUCAAAAGCUGUAUAAUAAUUUUGUCAACAAGAACUCUCUAUUUGAGAAACCCAGGAUGUCAAACACAUCCUUUAUCAUCCAGCACUUUGCUGACAAGGUGGAGUAUGAGUGCGAAGGCUUCCUGGAGAAGAACAGGGACACCGUGCAUGACACGCUGGUGGACAUCAUGAGGACGAGCAAGUUUCAUCUCUGCGCCAGCUUUUUCCAAGAAAACCCAGCUCCUUCCUCCCCUUUCGGUUCAGCAAUCACCGUGAAGCCUGCCAAACAGGUGGUCAAGCCCAGCAGCAAGCAUCUGCGGACCUCGGUGGGGAGCAAGUUCCGCAGCUCGCUGGCCCUGCUCAUGGAGACGCUCAACACCACAACGCCCCACUACGUGCGCUGCAUCAAGCCCAACGACCAGAAGCUGCCCUUCGAGUUUGACUCCAAGAGAGUCGUGCAGCAGCUGCGAGCCUGCGGCGUCCUGGAAACCAUUCGCAUCAGCGCACAGAGCUAUCCGUCCAGGUGGACCUACAUUGAGUUCUACGGCCGCUACGGGAUCCUCAUGACACGGCAGGAGCUGGCGGCCGGCGACAGGAAGCGGGUGUGCCAGGUGGUGCUGCGAAGGCUCAUCCAGGAUUGGAAUCAGUACCAGUUCGGCAAGACCAAGAUCUUCUUCCGGGCGGGACAGGUGGCGUACCUGGAGAAGCUGCGGCUGGACAAACUGAGGCAGAGCUGCGUGGUCAUCCAGAAGCGCGUGCGUGGCUGGCUGCAGAGGAGAAGGUUCCUCCACACGCGACAUGCUGCCCUUGUCAUCCAGCGAUACUUCCGGGGCCAGCAGUCUGUGAGGAAAGCUGUCACUGCGCAGGCCCUGAAGGAGGCCUGGGCGGCCAUCGUCCUUCAGCGCCACUGCCGAGGGUACCUGGUCCGCAGCUUGUACCAGCUGAUCCUCAUGGCCGCCAUCACCAUCCAGGCCCAUGCCAGGGGCUUCCUGGCCAGAAGGAGGUACCGGAAGAUGCUGGAGGAACACAAGGCCGUGAUCCUUCAGAAAUACGCGCGGGCCUGGCUGGCCAGGCGCAGGUUCCAGAGCAUCCGCCGACUUGUGCUCAACAUCCAGCUGGCCUACAGGGUUCAGCGUUUGCAGAAAAAACUGGAGGACCAGAACAGGGAGAACCAUGGCCUGGUGGAGAAGCUGACCAGCCUGGCCUCCCUUCGGGCCAGCGACACCCUGAAGGUUCAGAAGCUGGAGGCAGAGCUGCAGAGGGCAGCCGCCCAGCAGCACAGCGCUGAGGACAAGGACAGGCGAUACAGGGAGGCUGUGGAGCAGAAAUUAGCAACACUGCAGAAGCACAAUUCAGAACUGGAGAUGCAGAAAGAACAAAUACAGCUGAAGCUUCAAGAGAAGACACAGGAGCUGGAAGAAAAAAUGGACAACCUCACCAAGCAGCUCUUCGACGACGUGCAGAGAGAGGAACGACAGAGAACACUUCUCGAGAAAAGUUUCGAGCUGAAAGCUCAAGACUACGAGAAGCAGCUGCAGUCUCUGAGAGAAGAAAUUCGAGCUGUGCAGCAGGAGAAAGCGCAGCUGAGGCAGGAGCUGGAGGAGGAGCACGUGGCUGGGGAUAGCCUGAAGGGGGAGGUGGCCCGGCUGAGCCAGCAGGCGAAGACCAUCUCUGAGUUCGAGAAGGAGAUCGAGCUGCUACAGAUGCAGAAGAUAGACGUGGAGAAGCUGGUGCAGUCACAGAAGCGGGAAAUGAGAGAAAAGAUGUCGGAGGUCACCAGACAGCUUCUCGAGAGCUACGACAUUGAAGACAUGAGGAGCAGGCUGUCUGAGGAGGACCUGGGGCACCUGAAUGAGGAUGGCGAACUCUGGUUUGCUUAUGAAGGGCUCAAGAAGGCAACUCGAGUCCUGGAGAGCCACUUCCAGUCCCAGAAGGACAACUACGAGAAGGAGAUCGAGGCUCUGAACGCCAAGGUGGUGCACCUCAGUCAGGAAAUCAACCACCUGCAGAAGCUGUUCCGAGAGGAGAGCAAUGUCCACGAGAACGUGCGGCACGAGCUCACCAGGCUGAUGUCGGAGAACAUGAUGAUCCCAGACUUUAAACAGCAAAUUUCAGAGCUAGAGAAACAGAGGCAAGACCUUGAAAUCCGCCUACAGGAGCAAACAGAGACAGUGAAAGGGAAGCCAGAAGAGCUGUGGAGCCUGCUAUGUGGGGAUGAGGAGGAAGGGAUGCAAAAGGCCCAGAAUGAAAGAGACACCAAAAUGGAAGAGAGGCUGAUGGGCUCCGUCCCAGGACGGCAGGAGGCUGGGGAGCAGCCGAAGGAGCCAUCAGAGACCGAAGGGGAAGAGUCCCGCGUCCCUUUGGAAAACAGGGAUCUUGAAGAAGAGUUAGACAUGAAGGACAGAGUGAUUAAAAAGCUGCAAGACCAAGUGAAGACCCUAACCAAGACCAUUGAAACAGCCCAGGACGCGCACCCGUCCUCGGAAGCCAAGGAGUACCUGGGCAUGCUGCAGUACCAGAGGGAGGACGAGGCCAGGCUCAUCCAGAACCUCAUCCUGGACCUGAAGCCCCGCGGCGUGGUCGUGAACAUGAUGCCCGGGCUGCCCGCGCAUCUCCUGCUCAUGUGCGUGCGCUACGCCGACGCCCAGAACGACGCGGCCAUGGUGCGCUCGCUCAUGAACAGCACCAUCAGCGCCAUCAAGCAGGUGGUGAAGGAACAUCUAGAAGACUUUGAGAUGCUGUCCUUUUGGCUGUCCAAUACCUGUCAUUUCCUCAACUGCCUGAAGCAAUACAGUGGAGAAGAGGAAUUCAUGAAGCAUAACAGUCCACAUCAGAAUGAGAACUGCUUGAAAAACUUUGACCUUUCCGAGUACAGGCAGAUUCUUAGUGAUGUGGCCAUACGAAUAUAUCAUCAAUUCAUUGUCGUCAUGGAGAAUAACAUCCAGCCCAUAAUAGUGCCUGGCAUGCUGGAGUAUGAGAGCCUGCAGGGCCUCUCAGGCCUCAAGCCCACUGGUUUCCGGAAGCGCUCAUCCAGCAUCGAUGAUACGGAUGCCUACACCAUGACCUCGGUGCUACAGCAGCUGAGCUACUUCUACAGCACCAUGUGCCAGAGUGGGCUGGAUGCUGAGCUGGUGCGGCAGGUGGCAAAGCAGCUCUUCUACCUCAUCGGGGCUGUGACCCUGAACAGCCUCUUCCUGCGCAAGGACAUGUGCUCCUGCAGGAAGGGGAUGCAGAUCAGGUGCAACAUCAGCUACCUGGAGGAGUGGCUCAAAGACAAGAACCUGCAGACCAGCACAGCCAGGGGCACCUUGGAGCCGCUGUCUCAGGCAGCCUGGCUGCUCCAGGUCAAGAAGACCACAGACAGCGAUGCCAAGGAGAUUGCUGAGCACUGCCCCUCACUGUCCGCCGUGCAGAUCAUAAAGAUCCUCAACUCCUACACACCCAUAGACGACUUCGAGAAGAGAGUGACCCCAUCCUUUGUGCGCAAAGUGCAGCUGUCGUUCCAGGCCCUGCUGAGCGGCCGGGAGGACUCCGCGCAGCUGAUGCUGGACACCAAGUACCUGUUUCCGGUCACCUUCCCCUUCAGCGCCUCGCCGCACGCCCUGGAGCUACUGCAGAUCCCCAGCAGCUUCAAGCUGGGCUUCCUGCGCCGCCUCUAGGGAGGGAGGAGAGGCCCUCACGGGACAGGGGCUCUGGGGUGUCCCUCAGGAAGGAGCCUGGGCCCCUGGAGCCACUCCUCCUCGAGCUUACGGGCGGCCGAUGAGGCUGCACUGACCCUGUCCCCCAGGGACUCCCAGGUGGCUUCUAUGGGACCCCUGGAGGGCUCCAUCUUUUCCCGGGUGUCCCAGCUUUUUGUCUGUGACAGGGUCCGCAGGCUGAGGCCUCUGACUUCCUGGAGGCCAGUGAGGCCCAGAAGGCACCGCUGGGUCCCAUGGCCGCUCUUUGGGGACGUGACCCUGCCUGGCCACAACCACUCCAUAAUCAUCCAUGUCUGGCUUCAGAAUCCUCAUGUCGGGAGACUACUCACUGAAAUUCUCCUAGGAUUUAUGUGUAAAUCUGUUUUAAACUAAUGUAGCAUCACAGCUUCAUUGCCAUGCAGUUUAUCAUGUUCUUUGUAAGGACAUUUCUCCAACUUAUAUCUGCCAACAAAGUCACCAUAAUUGUUUACUGUUUAAUAUUUUUCACACAAUAACUUCUUUAAAAAUCAAGUUUUUCUUCCACAGCUACUGGUCUGCAGCUGUUGUUAAUCAUAGCAGCUGUGGCAUUCCACUGUGGGAAAGGAAUUGUCACACAAUUGAAUACCUCUUUCUUAGCCAAAAAGAAAGUGGGCAUGUGUGUGACAGACAUAAGAUGAAAAAAAAAAAAAAUCAAGUUUUUGGGCCAGGGAUUUAGCUCAGUGGUUUUGCCACCUGCUGUGCAAGUGCAAGGACCUGAGUUUGAUCCCCGAUACCAAAAAAAGCAGCAAGUUUGUAAAGGCAACCUAAGCCAAGGCUGUGAUCCCAGCACUCAGGAGGCUGAGGCAGGAGGAUCACUGAAAGUUUGAUCCUGGGCUACAUAGUGAGUUCAAGACCAGCAUAAAUUUUUCUCUCAAAAAAUAAAACAAAACAAAGAAAAAAUAAAAUAACAUAAAGUAAACCUAAGUGAUUUUCUCUGUCAGCAUCUAAUAUAUUUUUAAUUUUCUCAUAAAAGUAACUGAGGAUUUAUGUCAAUGCCUCCUUUUAAGAAAUCCAUUUUCCCAAGUUUUAUGGGGAUUGGCUGUUCCUUGUACCCCAAACCUUCUCUUCAGGUCACAGAAAGUCAUUGGAUGAGCCCUCCUGGCCCAGGACUCCCCCCUUUCUGCUCUGCCAGCCCCCAGGCUGGGUCUCCCGGGGUCAAGUGAGGGCAGAGACACAGGGACACGCGUCACAGGAGUGGGAGUGGCGUGGCCAGGACAGCAUGGAACAGGGUCUUUGCACUUUGUAAACCACCUUCUUUAGUUCAUUCCAGUGCCCUGCACAGGACAGAGCAGAACUAGAACUCUGAUCCUGCGAUCAGUAAAAUACGGGCACAGAGGCCAGCCCAGACUCGGCGCCAGGGAGCGCGCCCUGCAGGACGCGGGACUCCGGCGGCCGCGGGCAGUGUCCCGGGGCUCCUGCAGCGCCCCCUGCAGGCCUCACUGCGGGCUCCGCCCCUGUGCAGACGGCCGGCCAGCGGCGACCUCCGCUCAGAUUCCCUCCCGCCUCCUUGACUCCCGCAGCCACCCUGGGCCGGGCCGAGGCCCCGCCCCCGGCUGUGAGGGGCGGAGCAGGGAGGGAGGGGCCUCGGGCCGCGUCCAGGCUGGGCGGAGACGGGGCGGUGACCGGCGGGCGGGAGCUGAGUCUGAGCCCGGAAGAGCGGGUUACAGGCGCUGCUCUCCCCCUUGCCAGCGCAGCUCCUCCGCCGCGCCCGCUCGCCGUCCGCUCCCGAGCCCACCGGCCAGCAGCUCUGGAGUCCUCUUUCCUACAGGUCUUAGUUGCACUGUUGUCGCUGCCUCGAUGUUCUGAAUCCAUUCAAAAUGUUUUCCUUUCAUGGUUAUGUGAUGUUGGGGAAGAGCCAGAAGCCAGAAAUCUCAUGGUGCCAGAUCUGGUGAAUAAGGUGGAUAAAGACACGGUGUCAUGUGUUUACGAGCUGCCCCUCUGGUGGACUGGACAGUGCAGCAGCACUCUGGAUUUUUGAUCGCACUUCAUAAAGACACUCAGAAAAGAGGACUCCCCGCCCAGGCAGAAGAGAAAAAUCCUCCCAGGCAAUGCAGCUACACAUCUGCCAGGUGCAGACGAGAAUGGGGAGCCAAGGCCCAAGUUCGAGAUAAGCAGCGCACCCCACGCAGCAACCUCUGUGGGCCGAGACACCCUGGAGCCCGCAGGCUUCCACCACCCCAGAACGAAAGGCUUCCUCCACUCCAGGACAAAACUUUCCACUCUUCCUGGCACUGCCCCUCCCCUCCCCAAACUCCCCUCUAAAAUUUCCCCUUGCCCAAUCCUCCAGGGCCAAUAGCUUUGUCCUUCACUAGCCUCCACCCAGGCUGGAAAUAAAACCUCUCUUGUUGCUUCA
Molecule: messenger RNA, 7706 nt
Organism: Heterocephalus glaber (naked mole-rat)
Lineage: Eukaryota; Metazoa; Chordata; Mammalia; Rodentia; Bathyergidae
Gene: Myo5c
Product: myosin VC
Biological process (GO): actin filament organization
Cellular component (GO): myosin complex; membrane; cytoplasm
Molecular function (GO): ATP binding; microfilament motor activity; actin filament binding
Source: RefSeq, a predicted model, not a curated record